GGCAUCUUGGCAUGGAAUUCAACUUGCCAAAACUGGCUGGCAGCAGAGGCUGCAUUGGAAAAGUACUACCUUCCCAUUUUUUAUGGGAUCGAGUUCAUUUUGGGAAUCCUUGGAAAUACCAUUGUGGUUUUUGGCUACCUCUUCUGUCUGAAGAACUGGAAUAGCAGUAACAUCUAUCUCUUUAACCUCUCUAUUUCCGACUUAUCUUUUUUGUGCACUCUUCCUAUGCUGAUGAGAAGUUAUGCCAGUGAAAACUGGAUAUAUGGAGAUGUGCUCUGCAUAAGCAACCGCUAUGUGCUGCACGCCAACCUUUAUGUCAGUGUCCUUUUCCUCACCUUUAUCAGCAUCGACAGGUACAUGCUCAUGAAGUAUCCUUUCCGGGAUCACCUGCUGCAAAAGAAAGAGUUUGCUAUUUUCAUCUCUUUGGCCAUUUGGGUUUUAGUUACCUUAGAGCUACUACCCAUGCUUCCUAUUAUAAAUGCUGUGACCUCUGAGACCGGCACCAGCUGUAAUGAUUAUGCCAGUUCCGGAGACCCUAAGUACAACCUCAUUUACAGCGUGUUUCUAACUGUGUCGGGGUUCCUUAUUCCUCUCUCUGUGAUGUGCUUCUUCUAUUACAAGACUGCAGUCUUCCUAAAGCAGAGGAGCCGGCAGCUGACCACGGCCCUGCCCCUCGAGAAGCCUCUACUCCUGGUCAUCCUAGCGGUGGUCAUCUUCUCAGUGCUCUUCACACCUUACCACGUGCUACGCAACGUGCGCAUCGCCUCGCGCCUGGACAGCGGGUCGCAGCAUCGGUGCACCCAGGUGGUCAUCAACGCCCUGUACAUCGUUACACGGCCUUUGGCCUUUCUCAAUAGCGCCAUCAACCCUGUCUUCUACUUCCUCAUGGGAGACCACUUCAGGGAGAUGCUAAUGAGUAAGUUGAGGCUCUGCUGCCAAGCGCUUUUGUCCUUCAGAAGAUGAGCUCCUGGACUCCGGUUUUCAUUCAGCAAACGCGAGCACUUGGGAAGCAGCUAUACACCCACUACAAAUUGUUCUAAUCCACAGACGUAAACCAGAAAGGGCCACAGAUCCCACCCUGAUUUAAGGAUUAGUUGUACCCAGGGUACGGGGGGA
Messenger RNA from Castor canadensis (American beaver), 1116 nucleotides. NCBI's taxonomy places the organism in Eukaryota, Metazoa, Chordata, Mammalia, Rodentia, Castoridae. The record is from RefSeq and is a predicted model, not a curated record.